GUCUCUUGCCGGUCCUCUCUCUCCCUCCUCACACUCCCCUUCCUCCCCGAGCUGCACACCGGCCGAUGCGUCACCCCGCCGCGGCCCUGGGUGUCCGUCCCGCGCGUGCGGAGCUCAACAGAAUCAGGGGCUUCACUUGAGAGCGAGCUGCAAUCCUUUAGCAUCCUUUUGACUUUGAAUUCUCCCACUGAGCGAUCCGGACGAGGGGCUCCAAUUUCAGAGAAAAUCGUCCUCUCGUAACGUUUCGUCACGGAGGACAAAAAGACGACGGCAUGGAGAUGAUGAACGAGUCGCUUGCAGUGAACGGCUCCUUUGGGGCUCCUGUGGCUGGAGAAGCUCUCCAAUGGAUGGAGGCUGAUUCUCCGGAGCACAACGGCAGCCUGGAGUUCUCCACCGCCCCGUUGGCUUUCCCCAUCAACCCGUGGGACAUCAUGCUGUGCAUGUCAGGCACCGUCAUCGCCUGUGAAAACGCCAUCGUGGUUGCAAUCAUCUUCUACACGCCGACGCUAAGGACUCCCAUGUUUGUGCUGAUUGGGAGCCUGGCCACAGCAGACCUGCUGGCCGGCAUGGGAUUAAUCCUGAACUUUGUGUUUCAGUAUGUGAUCUCCUCUGAGACUAUCAGCCUUAUCACUGUCGGCUUCCUGGUGGCCUCCUUCACUGCGUCCAUAAGCAGCCUUUUGGCCAUCACGGUGGACCGUUAUUUCUCCCUCUACAACGCCCUGACGUACUUCUCAGAGAAGACACUGCAGUACGUACACCUGAUGUUACUGGGGACCUGGGGCGUGUCUCUGUUUUUGGGCUUGCUGCCGGUGCUCGGCUGGAACUGCCUGGACGAUCCGGCCUCCUGCAGCAUCGUCCGCCCUUUGACCCGAAGCAACGUCACGCUCCUGGCCACCUCCUUCUUCGUCAUCUUCGUGCUCAUGCUGACCCUCUACUUCAAGAUCUGCAAGAUCGUGUGCCACCACGCGCACCAAAUCGCCCUGCAGCAGCACUUUUUCGCCACGUCUCAUUACGUUGCGACCAAAAAGGGGGUCUCCACUCUGGCCAUUAUCUUGGGGACAUUUGGUGCCAGCUGGCUGCCCUUUGCCAUCUACUGCCUGGUGGGCGAGAAGGAGUAUCCGUCAGUCUACACCUAUGCCACGCUUCUGCCAGCCACUUACAACUCCAUGAUCAACCCCAUCAUCUACGCCUAUAGAAACACAGAGAUCCAGCGCUCCCUCUACGUGCUUCUCUGUGGCUGCUUUCAGAGCAACAAGACUUACCGAUCCAGAUCACCAAGUGAGGUCUAAACAGGCGCUCGGGCUCCUUUUGUGUGAGUGUCUGUGUGUGUGAAAAAAAGACAGAGCAAAAAGACAAAUCACCCUGUGAUCAUUGACAAUCUGCUUACAGUUGACAGCGAAUGCUUUACAAACACAAAGAGGAGGUGAAGCUAGACAUGUGUCUGUCAUGCUGUAUCUGCACUUUACGACAUCUCGACACAAGUUAGGAGGAGAUUUUUGAAAUGCUGUGAACAAGAAACUUCUGUGAAAAAGAAGGAGAGAAAAAACUUGUGAAUGUACUUAAAGGAGAAAAGGAAUGGAAAAUCUUGCACUUUAGUCCGGGUUUAAAAAAAACGCCAAAGCAGUAUUGUAGAGCCCUCAUUGUGUUUAAACGUUUCAACUUGUGAGUAUUGUGUAUGGCCAUUUUUCUAUUUUGUAUGGUCUUUGAUGUGCAUUUUCUACAAGUGGAAUAAACAAAAUAAAAUCCAG
Molecule: messenger RNA, 1748 nt
Organism: Pseudoliparis swirei
Lineage: Eukaryota; Metazoa; Chordata; Actinopteri; Perciformes; Liparidae
Product: G-protein coupled receptor 6
Exons: 2
Coding region: 273-1289 (338 amino acids)
Biological process (GO): G protein-coupled receptor signaling pathway
Cellular component (GO): membrane
Molecular function (GO): sphingosine-1-phosphate receptor activity
Source: RefSeq, a predicted model, not a curated record